UUGCUGACGUUCUUGUUUGGUCAUUUUUCUGUUGUUUUCCGAUUGUGUCGCGGGGCGUACAAAAAGUUUUUUAGUGAAAUUCAACGAAACCUGCAGAAAAACGACCUCAAAAGGUCGUUGAUAGUUUACAAUGAGCGGACCAUCUAGUCACUCAUCAGGCAGUGGAUCGGCUGCUGGUAGAUCAGCUGGAACCUCGUCCGGUCCACCAGUGUCAGUGCAGGAAUUUACGAUUCGUGUACCGAAGAAUCUAUCCAAGAAGUACCAUGUAAUGCGCUUCAACGCGACGCUCAACGUCGACUUCACCCAAUGGCAUUCGGUCAAAAUGGAACGGGAGAAUAACUUGAAGGAGUUCAAAGGAUUUGACGAAGAUAUGCCGAAAUUUGGCGCCGGUUCUGAAUUUAACAGAGAUCUGAGAGAAGAAGCUCGGCGGAAGCGCUACGGGAUUAUUGCAAAAAAGUAUCGACCGGAAGCACAGCCUUGGAUACUGAAAGCAGGGGGUAAAAAAGAUGGGAAGAAAUUUCGCGGUAUACGAGAAGGAGGUGUGGGAGAAAAUGCGGCUUUCUAUGUAUUUACCCACGCUCCAGACGGUGCAAUUGAAGCUUAUCCGUUGCAUGAGUGGUAUAAUUUCCAACCUAUUCAACGGUAUAAAGCGUUGUCGGCGGAAGAGGCAGAGCAGGAAUUUGGCCGACGAAAGAAGGUCAUGAAUUACUUUUCGCUGAUGUUGCGAAAACGCAUGAAGGGUGAUGAUGAUACCGUGGAGGAUCAGGCGGAGGCUAAAGGGAAAAAAGGUGGCGGUGGUAAGGCGAAAGAUUUGAAAAUUAGUGAUAUGGACGAAUGGAUCGAUUCGGAUGAUAUGAGUUCAUCAGAUGAGGAUGACGAGGGAAAGCCAAAAGAGAAAGAUAGUGAUGAUGAGGCAGAUAAAAAGGCUAAAAACAAGAAGAAAGCUUUAGCUGAAAGCAAGAAAAAGAAGCGAGAUGUGGAUGAAGAGGCUUUGGAAGAAUCGGACGACGGUGACGAGGAGGGAAGAGAGCUUGAUUAUAUUUCUGACUCUUCGGAAAGUGAAUCCGAACCGGAAACGAAAGCCAAUAAGGAACUAAAAUCAGUUGCGGAGGAGGAUGCUCUACGUAAGUUGCUCACCUCCGACGAGGAUUCUGAUGAUGAAGAGAAGAAAUCAGAAGAGGAAGAUAACCAGAAAGAAGAAGAGAAAAAUGGCAAAGCUUCCAAAGACAAGGAGAAGGAUAAUAAAGAGAAGGAUUCAAAGGAAUCUAAGAAAAAGAAGAAAAAUAAAAAGAAGAAGAAGUCUGAUAAUGAUAAGAAAGAUUCGUCGAGUGGGUCCAGUUCGGAUAGCUCGGAUUCCGAUGCUGACAACAGUAAUUCGAAGCAAAAAAAGAAACAUAAGAAGGACAAGGAAGGACUGGGUUCGAACUUGUCGAGCGCCAAUAAUUCCCGCUCGGCCUCGCCUAGUGUGUCUCAGCAGGAGGGAAACAAAAGAAAGAUGGCUGGAUCCAACAUGCCCUCGGCAGACCUUACCGGGUCGGACAAUAGCAACAGUCCGGUGUCAACGCCAGCUAAAAAGGUCAAAAUGGACUCGGCAAUGGCUCUACCGCCUACAUUUACCGGUCUUGUCAGCAGCAACAGUAAAGACGAUUACGGUAUUACGGAAGAAGCGGUUCGGCGAUAUCUGAUGCGUAAACCGAUGACGACCACAGAACUUCUGACGAAGUUCAAAAACAAGAAAACCGGUGUGUCGAGCGAGAAACUUGUGGAGACAAUGACCGCUAUUUUGAAAAAGAUCAAUCCGGUUAAGCAGACUAUCCAGGGCAAGAUGUAUCUUAGCAUUAAGGUGCCGAAGUGAUAACGCAACGCUAGUGCAUUGUUCCCUCAUCCAGGUAAGACCCUUCCAAUCCGUGUAAUCCUUAAUAGAGACAACAGGUGGCCCACUCGGUCCUCGUUUUAGUAGUCUUGAUUUUGAUUUUAACGAUGAAAAUGAAUAUCUAAAGGUAAUGCAUAUAUA
Molecule: messenger RNA, 2014 nt
Organism: Wyeomyia smithii (pitcher-plant mosquito)
Lineage: Eukaryota; Metazoa; Arthropoda; Insecta; Diptera; Culicidae
Gene: TfIIFalpha
Product: general transcription factor IIF subunit 1
Exons: 3
Coding region: 131-1855 (574 amino acids)
Biological process (GO): positive regulation of transcription elongation by RNA polymerase II; transcription initiation at RNA polymerase II promoter
Cellular component (GO): transcription factor TFIIF complex; nucleus
Molecular function (GO): TFIIF-class transcription factor complex binding; DNA binding; RNA polymerase II general transcription initiation factor activity
Source: RefSeq, a predicted model, not a curated record